Molecule: messenger RNA, 2028 nt
Organism: Syngnathus typhle (broad-nosed pipefish)
Lineage: Eukaryota; Metazoa; Chordata; Actinopteri; Syngnathiformes; Syngnathidae
Gene: pus10
Product: pseudouridine synthase 10
Exons: 18
Coding region: 141-1694 (517 amino acids)
Biological process (GO): tRNA pseudouridine synthesis
Molecular function (GO): RNA binding; pseudouridine synthase activity
Source: RefSeq, a predicted model, not a curated record
CGACGUGAACCACAAGGAACGGAAGCAGUUUUGAAUUACCUUAGCAUGUUAGCAGACAACUUUAUUUGAUAGGGAUCACUUGCCGAAUAAGUCUUCUCCUUAUUUUCUCUCCUAAUCGCUGCUGAGCGUGCACUUGGGAGAUGUUGCCCCUGAAGCAGAAGGAUAAGGAGAUCAUCAAGAAGCUGUUAGCCUCAGGUUGCUGCGCUCGCUGCGUCCUUAGGUUCUGCUGCAUCGGAGUCCCGGACGCCUAUAGGCACACACCACCGGAAACGCUGAGGCAGCUUCGAGCUUUCGUGAACGCCUCAGAGGACCGCGCGUCGUCCGAGUCGGAGGAAAAGAACAGUUCUCAGAAUGCCGCAGAGUUGGAACCGGCCAGCAAAAGAAGCAAACUGGAGACGGAGGAGCCGGCGGAGGAGUCGAGCGUGUGCGUGGUGUGCUUGGGCGUCCUCCAGCAUCUCAGCGACGUCAGCCAGGCUGUGCAGAUCGCCGACGCCGUCAGAAAGGAAAAGUACCAAGCGGACACUUUGGUGCUGUCCAUCUCGCUGCCUGCUCAGAUGUGCGUGCGCGAGCAUUCGUGUUGGCUUCAUGUGAAGGACCUAGUGAGAGCCAAAUGCUGCGUGUUGGGGCGUGAUGAUGUCAUCCAAGUGAAGGAAGCUUUCAAAUGGAUCAUGCAGGACCUGCUGGCCCAGGAGCUGGCCGGCGUUGCCGUGGCUACCAAGAGUGCGCUGGAGGUCAGCGUGGGCUUCACUCACCCGGAAACGGACGCCGACUGCCACUUCCUUGCGUCGACUUGUCCCGACUGCUUCAAAGCCACCAAGAACAAACCGUCCGUGUUCACUCGGAUGGCGGUGGUGAAAGCGCUGGAGAAGAUUCCGGACAGCAAAUUCAUCAAACACUCGCCGUGCCCGCCGUCCCGUCCGGGCGGCAGCUGCACGCCGCAGGACGUCCAGUGUGUCCACGUGUCCGUCUUUGUGGCCGGGCGCUACAAUAAGUUCUGCCGCAGUUUGCCGCAGACGCCGUGGCUCAUCGACGGCCAGCGACGGAUGGAGUCGUCCGUGGAGGAGCUCAUCGCCGCCCCCGUGCUCGCCGCCUUCGGAGCGCAAGGGUUUAAUUUCUCGUCAUCUGGCCGUGAAGACGUUGACGUCCGCACGCUGGGAAAUGGUCGACCGUUUGCGCUGGAGCUGCUGAACCCGCGCAAGAGCAAACUCAGCGAGGAGGACAUGAAGAGCGUGCAGCAGCUCAUCAACGCGUCCUCGGAGAAGAUCCGAGUGCGAGAUCUGCAGAUGGUCAGCAGAGAUGCCAUGAGUCGUAUGAAGGAGGGCGAGGAGGAGAAGACUAAGUCCUACCUGGCGUUGGUUUGGACGAAAAAGUCCAUCCAGAAAGACGACAUCGCCUUCAUCAACCACAUCAAGGACCUGACGCUAGACCAGAAGACACCUCUGAGGGUUCUGCACAGGCGCACGUUGGCGGUGCGCCAGCGCCUGAUCCACAGCAUGAACGCCAGCUUGCUGGACGAGCACCACUUCCGACUCACCCUCAAGACGCAGGCCGGGACCUACAUCAAGGAGUUUGUCCAUGGAGACUUUGGGCGUACUACACCAAACUUGUGUCAGCUGCUGGACACACACACGGAUAUCCUAGAACUUGAUGUACAGUCCGUCGACGUGGACUGGCCUCCCGCCCUGCCGGACUAAAUUGCACUCACACACAGGCACAGUCCACACGGAUCCGGUGCAAACGGGUCCAGUCGACAUUAACAGAGUCUGUUAAAUCUAUGUGGAUGUAGUCUACACAAAUCCUGUCAGAACAGGUCUGGUCCAGAUUGGUUGUUCCUACUCAGGGCUAUGUGAUUUUGUUUUUUGGGUUACACUAAUCUUAGUUGCUAAAUAUUGUUUUUUUGUUUUGUAACCCUUUUUUGAGGGUUGACUUUUAGUUAAUAGAUCGCCAUGGUAACAUGCUUGCGACAGUCGGAUGGCCGUGUCAAACCUUUUUUUUUUUUCUGCCAUUAAAAAGACUAAAUCAAACAGC